AUUGGUCAAAAGUUCAUAGCGCACGCCUCGACUACGCCCUCCAGUCCCGAUUAAAAUUGUCAAUGCGCGGUCCAGGUCGAGUGCAGACGUGAACGCAGUCAGAACACUUCUGUCGGGGUUGACCAUCACAAGGGGACGACCACGAGCAACAGGGUAAAGUUCGUCAUCAUCAAAGUGAAAGAAGUCAGCUGCCGAGUCACUAAUACGGAGUCGCGACAAUGGCGGACCACGAGAAGACCAAUGAGGCUGAAGCUGCAGCUAAUGGGGAGCAACAGAAUGUUGUUUCUCGUGUAAGCAACCUGCCACUGGUGAGUUCGGCUUGCGGCGCAGUCUGCAACGCCUACGCCAGCACCAAAGACAGCGUGCCCAUGCUGAAGGGAGUGAUGGAUGUGGCCGAAAGCGGCGUUCGAACCCUCGGGGCGGCUGCUGCCACGGGAUCCAAGCCUCUUUUGAACAUCAUCGAACCGCAGCUGGCCACAGUGAAUGAAUACGCCAUGAAAGGGCUGGACAAGGUGGAGGAGAAGCUGCCCAUUCUUCAGCAGCCAGCAGAAAAGGUAGUGUCCGAUACAAUCGGGAUGGUUUGCCAGUCGGUGACGGGUGCCAAAGACGCCGUGGUGGGGGCGGUGAUGGGCAGCGUGGAGAAGACGCGGUCGGCCGUCAGCGGAGGCAUCAGCACCGUGAUGGGCACCGGCGUUGGCCAGAUGGUCAGCAACGGCGUGGGUCUGGCCCUCACCCGCUCCGAGGACUGGGUGGAGCAGAACCUGCCGCUCACUGAGAGGGAGCUGGCCGCUGUGGCCGAGCCCGCCACGUAUCAGGUGACCGCCUCGUCGGCCACCCCCAGCUACUUUGUCCGUCUGGGCAACCUCUCUGCCAAAGUGCAGGAGCGAGCCCUCCAGCAUUCUCUGGUGCGCGCGCGGCAAGCUCGAGACGCCACGCACGCGUCCGUGACCCAGAUGACCAGUACUCUGGAUUUGCUGGAGACCGCCCGCACUAGUAUGACCUCAGGCAGCAACCAAAUAGGGGGCGCCAUAGAGCAGUUGCAGCAGCGCUGGACUGAGUGGAGUCAGAAGCAACCUGGAGGCGGCGGGCAAGCUGAAUCUGAAGGGAGCCAGGAUGAGGCCGAGCGGUUGGAACUGCGCGUGCUCUCCAUGGUGCGAGGUCUGAGCGAGCAGCUGCGCUCGGCCAGCUCCAACGUGGUGUCGAGCGCUCAGGGACUGCCGGGGGCCGUGCAGGAGCAGCUAAGCAGAGCCCGGCGUUCGGCCGACGAGCUGCAGGCCUCUCUGUUGGACACCAGCGCCCUCACCCCCCUCCUCCUGGAAAGGAGCCGCCACCACUUGACCCAAGUUCAGCAGUCUCUGGAUGGUGUCACAGAGUACUUGCUCAACAACACACCGCUCAACUGGCUGGUGGGACCCUUUUCCCCCACGGUCAGAGAGAGGAUGGCGGGAGAGACGCAGCCGGCCGGAACGCCGCUCCAGCACAUUUCAAAUGCUACUUAGUCAUGUUUUUGCAUUUUCAAUCAUUGUAUUCCAUAUCUGCAAAUAAUGAAAGACAUGAGUUGUAAUAACGCCUAUAAUGUUGAAUUGCCAGUAUUAGUCAAUUCUAAAUGUACCCUAAGACAUUGUAAUAAGAUUAACUACCUUAAAAUAAAUAUACAGAUGGAUUGCAAUAAAUGAAUCGGGGUUGCAGAGAUGACAGUGAAGUCUGCCUAAUUCACAAACACCCCAAAAUACCCUGACCAAAGAUUUAUAAUUGCUUUAUUACCAGCUAUAGUUUGAGGAGCAGUGUGACAUACCAAUUUGCUUGCUAUGAAUUUAGUGAAUACAUUUGUAGACUUCAAAUGUUGAUAGUACUGCACUUUACAAGUAAAAAGAUAUUUUCUGCUAUUCGAUUUUAAGUGCCCUUGUAAGUUGAUCAGCACACUUUGUACCCUUUUUUAUGCUCUUUUUGAUUUCAGUAUUAUGUUUAUGAUGUGAAUAAAUGUUGGUCAAGGA
Messenger RNA from Syngnathus typhle (broad-nosed pipefish), 1994 nucleotides. It is a transcript of the gene plin3, whose product is annotated as perilipin 3. The record is from RefSeq and is a predicted model, not a curated record. Gene Ontology annotation, biological process: lipid storage; positive regulation of triglyceride storage. The transcript has 9 exons. Lineage: Eukaryota; Metazoa; Chordata; Actinopteri; Syngnathiformes; Syngnathidae. The coding region runs from base 219 to 1499 and encodes 426 amino acids. Gene Ontology annotation, cellular component: cytosol; lipid droplet.